AUGGAACACCUUCUUUGCCAAACGACGCUGAAACCACAGCCGUCCGUUUUGGGCACGACCCCCAGGCCGCGCGACGUGUUGGAGACAGAGGGGUUGGAGGACGAGGAACCCAAAGUUCACUUGGAAGCAAAGGAGCUCUGGAGACAGUUCCACACACACGGCACAGAGAUGGUCAUCACUAAAUCUGGGAGGCGCAUGUUCCCGCCGUUCAAAGUCAAGUGUUCUGGUCUUAACAAGCAAGCUCAGUACAUCCUGCUGAUGGAUAUCGUGGCGACAGAUGACUUCAGGUACAAGUUCCAUAACGGCCACUGGAUGGUCGCGGGAAAGGCCGACCCGGAGAUGCCCAGACGCAUGUACCUCCACCCGGACAGUCCCGCCUCGGGGGACCACUGGAUGGCCAAGACGGUCAACUUCAACAAACUCAAACUAACCAACAACAUCUCGGACAAGCACGGCUUUACCAUUCUCAAUUCAAUGCACAAAUAUCAACCAAGGUUUCACGUGGUGAAGGCCAAUGACAUCCAGAAGCUUCCAUACAGCACCUUUAAAACCUGCAUCUUCUCUGAGACCGAGUUCAUCGCGGUGACAGCCUACCAGAAUGACAAGGUGACUCAGCUUAAGAUAGACAACAACCCCUUUGCCAAAGGCUUCCGGGAGACGGGGAACGGUCGCAGAGAGAAGAGGCAGGCCUUCAUCCCAGAGGACCUCAGAGACGAGGAGGAACAGAAACCAGGGGAAGCGGGUCAAGGAUUCACCACGGGGAUAUCCCCGUUCCUCCACAUCCCCGGGUACGGCCUGCUGUCGUCCCCUCCUGUCGUCCCCUCCUCCUGUCCGCAGCGGGACAGCGACAGCGACCCCGGAGCCGGCUCUGAGGACCACGGAGAGGACGCGGCGCGUGGUCCCCUGGAACCGCCCUGUGUUCCGAGAGACCGCCCCUCCGACACCCGGACCCCGGAGCCCCCUACCGGCGCAGGGACGGAGGAGGAAGGCGCCGGCGAGCCAGGGCCCGGGGUCAACAGGACCGCUGAAGGACGCGUGUGGACGCCGGGAGACCCCCACAGAUGCUUUGUGACCGGGAGAGAAAUCAAAGCAGGGCGCGACCGCCCCUCGAGGGGGUCCGGGUGUCCCCCAGACGGACCGAGCCCCCCCAGUGGCAGAGACGGGGGCGGGGAGACGGGCCCCCCUGGCCAGGUGGGCGGGCACCAGGCCCCGCUGAAGGGCCGCCCCACGGCCCCCCGCAGUGUGACGCCCUACGGAGGGACCGCCCUGGACCGCGGCCCCCCGUCUCACCACGUCAGGACCGCCGCCAGAGUGGGCCUCCCUCUUCCCUUCCAGCACCAGGCGCUGGGUCUGGUGGGCGUGUCUCCGUUCGGGGGGUACGUCCUUUAUCCGUACCCCAGCUUCCACGCCCCCCCGUUCCUCCCGCACUACCUCCCAGGGAAACCGUGCGUGGACUUCCACCCCCGCCACCCCCCCUCGGCGCCCCCAAAGCUGUCGUUCCCCUGUAAAUACCCAGAGUUCACGGCGUGCCUGCGACCCUGCUGUCAGGGGGACCUGCUCCCACACGGACCCGGGGGGGGUCCCUAA
Messenger RNA from Gadus chalcogrammus (walleye pollock), 1587 nucleotides. It is a transcript of the gene tbx3b, whose product is annotated as T-box transcription factor 3b. Lineage: Eukaryota; Metazoa; Chordata; Actinopteri; Gadiformes; Gadidae. Gene Ontology annotation, molecular function: DNA-binding transcription factor activity, RNA polymerase II-specific; RNA polymerase II cis-regulatory region sequence-specific DNA binding. Gene Ontology annotation, biological process: cell fate specification; regulation of transcription by RNA polymerase II; cardiac chamber development. Gene Ontology annotation, cellular component: nucleus. The transcript is spliced from 7 exons. The coding region runs from base 1 to 1587 and encodes 528 amino acids. The record is from RefSeq and is a predicted model, not a curated record.